AUGACAGCCGGCAAGAAACUCAAGGUCAUCAUCGUUGGCGCCGGCUUCGGCGGGCUUGGAGCCGCAAUCGAAUGUGCACACCGCGGCAUGGAUGUCACGGUGUUAGAGAAGUACCCCGACUCUAAUAGCCAAGGGGAUAUUCUUGACUUCUUCCCCAAUGCUGGCCGGAUCAUCAAUCGCUGGGAUGGGGGCAAGGUUGGCCAGCAAAUUCACGACACAGGUUGUAGCCAAAUCCGCACCAUGGAGCUAUACAAGUACGAUAGCAAGUUCAUCGUUGAUGUUCCGUGGGCAAGGGAUGGAAAAGAACACAACAUCACUUAUGCAGGCCACCGAGGCAAGAUUCACUCGAUCUUCCUUGCUUAUGCGAAGACCCGUGUCCAGGACAUUAGGAUCGGCGUCUCAGUCACGGACUACCUUGAAGAAGAAGGCCAAGCAGGUGUGAAGCUAAGCACUGGCGAGACUAUCUGGGCCGACUGUGUCAUCGCCGCAGACGGCCCACGAUCCAUCGCUCGAGCUCAGGUUUUGCAUCUGGACGACAAGAAGAUCGAUGAGACCACGAGCGGCUGGUCUGUGUUCAGAAGCUUCUUCAAGACGGAUGAGACGAUGAGAAAUCACCCAGGUAUCAAGGAUCUCUUCCAUGAGGAUAGAGACACCGUUCGGUUUUGGAUGUAUGACAACUUGAGCUUAAUGGCCUUUGUUUGGAAUCAAGGUCAAGAUAUUGCCUGGGUUUUGGUUCAUCCCGACGACAAAGAAUCAUCUGAGUCUUGGUCCAAUAUCGCCGAAAGAGAACAUGUAGCAAAGUGGAUGAGUUUCUUUCCAGGAAGAGACGCACAGGCGCUCCUUGACGUUACACCUCCGAACAAGACUAUUGAUUUCAAGCUAGUCUAUCGGCCAACGAUAGAUACUUGGGUCAGCAAAGGUGGCCGCACGAUUCUUAUCGGAGAUGCUUCUCAUGCCAAUCUGCCGACAGCCGGACAAGGCGCUUCUCAAGCACUCGAAGAUGCCGUGACGGUUGCUGAGUGUUUGCAGGCAUCCAACGGAGACGUCAAACUAGCACUUGAAGCGGCACAACGAAUCCGGUACCAUCGGUCCAAUGCAGUGCACAAGAGCGGACAGCAGAAUAGAGAUGCAUUCUACAAGAUUCCCUGGGAUGACAUCGAGGCGGCCCCGGAAGAGUGGGCUAAGAAGCGGUUCCCCAAGCUGAAGCCCUGGGACCCUUUGGAGUUUGCUAAAGAGCAGUUUCCCAAGGUCGCUAAGGACAUCAAGAACGGCGUUACGGGACAUCUUAACGAUGUAGCUGUGCCUCCGCCCCCCGGUGGCUACUGGUGA
Molecule: messenger RNA, 1329 nt
Organism: Colletotrichum fioriniae
Lineage: Eukaryota; Fungi; Ascomycota; Sordariomycetes; Glomerellales; Glomerellaceae
Source: RefSeq, a predicted model, not a curated record